AUGACGCACUGCUUACCAGAGGCUUCACCGAUAAGAGAUACACCGGGAAACCCUGUUCAUACCUGGGGGACAGUUUUGUUGUCGCGCUGGCUUUGAAUUUAUGCACGAAUCUUAAUGGUGUGUUUAAUGUGAUAUCGGGAAAAUACGGCAAAGAAGGAGGUCGGACGCCUCCCACAGCCAUUGUUUCUGUUUUGAUCUGCAACUUCCCGUCAGGGGGAGGCAAUGACUGGCACUGCAAAAUGUCCAACGAUCAAAUGAAACUAACGACGCAAACAAGUACGAUGGACUGCUGUGGUCUAGUAACUGCCCAGAAGGAGCCAGUUCCUCUGAAGAGCAUCGAGGUGGAGCUGGAGGUGAGGGACCAUGUGGCUACAGUGGUCUCCACUCUGAACUAUGAGAACAAGGAGGACCAACCAAUAGAAGCUGUUUUUGUUUUCCCUCUGCCUGGAGAUGCGGCUGUCUGUCAUUUCAGUGCUAAGAUUGGACAGACGCAGAUUGUGGCUGAGGUGAAGGAGAAACAGCAGGCCCAUGAGGACUAUGAUGAUGCGCUGAGCUCCGGUCAGCAGGCCUUCCUAUUGGAGGAGAGUGAGCAGAGUCCAGAUGUAUUCUGUCUGAGUGUGGGCAGUCUGCCUCCAGGAGAGAGCGCCUCCAUCAGGCUGGAGUACGUCAGUGAGCUGGCUGUGCAGGCUGAUGAGGGGCUGAGGUUUUGUCUGCCUGCUGUGCUCAACCCUCGCUACCAACCUCAGGGUAGUGAAGGUGCCAGUGUUAAGGUGACUUCUGUUCCAGCCUCUCUGGUGCCCUACACUCUGUCUUUCUCUGCCCGAGUGUCCUCUCCUCGUCAAAUCUCUAAAGUAGAGUCCAACUGUUCCCUUGACCCUCUCCAGUACCUCAGCACAGAGCAGACCCAGGCCGCGGUCAAGUUGGCUGCAGGACACAAGUUUGACAGGGAUGUUGAAGUGCUGAUUUAUUACAAAGAUGCCCACCAGCCCACUGCUGUGGUGGAGGCAGGACAGGCCUCUGCCAAGCCUGGCACUCUGAUGGGUGAUCCAGUAGUGAUGCUGAGCCUGUACCCUGAGUUCCCCAAGUCUGUGAUGUCUUCAGUCGUCUCCUGUGGAGAGUUUGUGUUCUUACUGGAUCGGUCUGGGAGUAUGGAUUUUGCUACCACUGUCGAUGAGCAGCAAGAAACUCGCAUUGGCAGUGCCAGGGAUACUCUGCUGCUCCUGUUGAAGAGCUUACCAAUGGGCAGCUAUUUCAACAUCUAUAGUUUUGGGUCCAGUUAUGAACACAUCUUCCCUAAGAGUGUGGAGUACAGUGAGAAGACCUUGGAAGAGGCUCUGAAGAAAGUUGAAAAGAUGACCGCUGAUCUGGGAGGAACAGAAAUCCUUGAGCCUCUCAAGCACAUUUAUAGCCAGCCCUGCAUUCCAAAUCAACCUAGACAAUUAUUUGUCUUUACUGACGGUGAGGUGGGUAACACAAAAGAAGUGAUAAAUCUGGUGAGGAAGAAUUCAGGUUCCCACAGGUGUUUCUCUUUUGGGAUUGGGGAAGGGGCCAGCUCUGCUCUUAUCAAUGGGUUGGCCAAGGAAGGAGGAGGUCAUGCACAGUUCAUCACAGGGACGGACAGGAUGCAACCCAAAGCAAUGCAGUCGCUACGAUUUGCUCUUCAGCCAGUGGUGGUGAACAUCUCAGUCACAUGGGAUUUGCCAAAAGGAGUAUCUGUCACUUCUCUCUCUCCACCAAUCACAACACUUUUCCAGGGUCAAAGGUCACUGAUUUAUGCCCAGCUUACUGGACAGAGUUCAGAAGCAGCAGAGGGCUGCGUGACUGUGAAGUACAGCCUGGCAGAUCGUCCCUCUCAGAACCAACUCCACUUCAGUCUCAAACCUGCAGAGGACACAGGAUUAACCGUCCACAGGUUGGGUGCUCAGACUCUGAUUCGCUCCCUGGAGAUGGAGGAGAGAGACGAUGAUGGAAAGCAUGAUGAGGCAGUGAAGGAGAAGGUGGUGGAGCUCAGUGUCCAGUCAGGAGUGAGCAGUUCCUUCACUGCCUUCAUUGCUGUCAACAAAGGCAACGGUGAACCGAUUCAAGGACCUCUGGUGUGCAGAUAUGUUGAAACACCAAUGGCGAACUACAACUUUUGUGCUAUGAGGAGUUCAAAUUCGUUAUUUCCCGUGCCAGUUGGAAACACAACGGUGCAUUCUGCUUGUUAUUCCUCAUCUUUCGAUGCAUCCUUUGACUCGUGUCGUAGAGAGGUUGACGUAUCCAUGAUCAAGCAGCCCCCCAGAGACCCUUUGUUGCAGUUGGUCUCCCUCCAGAAGGCCACUGGCUGCUGGCUGCUAGAUCCAGCUCUGGCCACUGCCCUGGGAAAGACCAGCGAGGAGGUGGAGAAAACAAAACCUUCAGUUGUCAACAAGGAAGUGUGGGCGACCAUUCUGGCUCUGAUCUGGCUUCAUGCUCUCAAGAUGGAUUUUAAGGAAGAGUGGGAGCUUCUGGCUAUGAAAGCUGUGUCAUGGCUCCGUGCUCAGAAUGCAGCAUGUGUGGCAGAGUGUGUGGAAGCUGGAAAUACACUGUUGGGUUGCGAGGUGCAGAAAGAUGUCCUGGGGCUCUGAGGUUUUCAUUAAACUGGCUCCCCCUUCAGGAUUGGUACACAGAAGCAGAUUGUCUCGCUCCUACAACCUUUAUGUCACACGGUACUCUUUGCACUAUCUAGCUUUAUGAUAAUGUGUGCCUUAGUGUAUUUGCACUUUCUCUGUCCAGGAUCAGCCAUGUAAGAAGACGAAGAAUUGCUCUUGUGUUCUGCACCUUUAAUGUUGCUUUGUAUCGGAAAGUGUUUUACUCACAAACAUUAAAGUUGAAUCUUUGGGUCUGAAA
Molecule: messenger RNA, 2868 nt
Organism: Xiphias gladius (swordfish)
Lineage: Eukaryota; Metazoa; Chordata; Actinopteri; Istiophoriformes; Xiphiidae
Product: von Willebrand factor A domain-containing protein 5A-like
Exons: 19
Coding region: 240-2606 (788 amino acids)
Source: RefSeq, a predicted model, not a curated record